GCCGGAGCUCCAGCGACGGCGGCGGCGAAGAGGAUGACGGGGAGGCGACCGAGUCCGCCUCCCGCAUGGUCGCUUAUGAGGAUUUUGAGGAGAGAGAUCUAUUCGGCUCGGACAAUGAGGACUAUGUUAGAACGCCCGCUCGCAGCCCUUUUAUGGUCCCAGUGCUACCUUCAAUGCGGAAUACCAAUAACCACGCAAGGGGUACUUUUGGACGUGGCAGAGGUGGACUGCUUCCAAGACCAGGAUAUCCCCCUAGACAGAGUUAUGGUUAUGGCAAUAAGUUUUCAUAUGGAAAUGGACGGAAUGAUGAGCGUUUUGUCUCUGAAUUAAGGCUAACCAAAAGUGAAGAAACCUUGUCAAGAAAAUCGAUCCAAUUUCAGGAGCCUUGUGAGUUGGCAUGUUAUAGUCGCAUUGAAGGUGGAGAUGUCUAUUUUGACGAUCGCAGCUUGAGACUUUUUAAACGCUUAGUUUGUGAUGAUGUGGGAGCAGAUCUGAAUAAAGGAUUUCUGUCAUUUGUUGAGAAGAAAGAUCUGGGCUCCGAAGGUUUUGGUUUUGGCGAUCUUCUUGGUUGCAUAAGGCAUGCAAACAUUCCCCUUCAGAAUAUUCAUUUUGUGACUUUUCGUAACAAUCUCAAUAAGAUAAUGGCUACUGCUUACAUACGAAAUGAACCAUGGAAGAUGGGUGUGCAUAAAAGAAAUGGUGUUGUGUAUCUUGAUGUGCAUAAACUUCCAGAGAGGCCGCAAUCAGAGAUUGAUCGCCGAAGAUGCUAUUGGGGCUAUGCCUUUGAGAACCUAGCAACUGAGAACUCGAGAGAAAUGGGUGAAGAUGGUAAAGGUAUUGAUGCCAAUAUGGAAUUCUGUGCCGUGAUCAAAACCAAGUUAGGAGCACACCGAAUCAUUAUGGGUGCAGAGAUGGACUGCUGCGAUACAACUGACGACGGAAGGAAAUUCUAUGUGGAGUUGAAGACUAGUCGAGAGUUGGAUCAUCGAACUGAAGAGCGAUAUGAAAGAGAAAAACUUCUGAAAUUCUGGAUCCAAUCUUUCCUUGCAGGUGUUCCUUACAUUGUUGUUGGAUACAGGAAUGAUGCAGGAAUUCUUCUUCGAACUGAAAGGUUAAGAACCUCUGACAUAACACAAAGGGUAAAGAUGAAAGGCUAUUGGCAGGGUGGGGUUUGCCUUGCAUUCGCCGACGAGGUCUUCUGCUGGCUUUACGGAACUGUCAAAGACGAUGAAGAUUAUAUCCUACAAUUCGUCCAUCCUUACAAUCGCUUGGAACUUCUCCGAGCUCAAACUUAUCCAGAAGCCAUUAACAAGCAUGUGGAACAACUCUCAAGUUAUCAAUAGAACCCAUAUCUUAACAAUUUGUUCCGCAUCUCAAUAUACUGUUUUUUUCAUUUUGUUUGGUUUUUUAAUUCUCACUUCAUUACAAAUGCUUAGUUUCCGGCCAUCAUAUUCCGGCCUAUAUAACCAUAUAAUGCACUUUAUCCCAUUGCCUGAAAGCUUAACACUGAGGCAAGUAUGUCUCCAUAUUCUCCAUUUAGAGGCAUAUAUUUUGGUUCUGAUUGGAUAGUCAAGAGGAUGCUUCUAACACUAAUAUGUUGUUGGCCAUUUACAUACAAACCACUCAAUUUUUAUGUAUUUACACCUCUAACACCCACAGCGUAAUU
Messenger RNA from Phalaenopsis equestris, 1666 nucleotides. Its product is annotated as decapping nuclease DXO homolog, chloroplastic. The transcript is spliced from 13 exons. Gene Ontology annotation, cellular component: cytosol; nucleus. Gene Ontology annotation, molecular function: mRNA 5'-diphosphatase activity. The coding region runs from base 66 to 1343 and encodes 425 amino acids. Lineage: Eukaryota; Viridiplantae; Streptophyta; Magnoliopsida; Asparagales; Orchidaceae. Gene Ontology annotation, biological process: NAD-cap decapping; nuclear-transcribed mRNA catabolic process. The record is from RefSeq and is a predicted model, not a curated record.